Vicia villosa (hairy vetch) is the source of this 930-nucleotide messenger RNA. Its product is annotated as thioredoxin-like 3-2, chloroplastic. The record is from RefSeq and is a predicted model, not a curated record. Bases 179 to 772 code for a protein of 197 amino acids. Lineage: Eukaryota; Viridiplantae; Streptophyta; Magnoliopsida; Fabales; Fabaceae. The transcript is spliced from 5 exons. Gene Ontology annotation, cellular component: chloroplast stroma.
ACCAUAUAUCCUUAUUAGUUAGUCUGGGAUAUUCCCACACUACCUGGUGUGGCCUGACUAGUAAACAUUCAAAACACAUGUUAUGAAAUUUACUAAACGCCACAGCCUGACAUGCCCUUAAAUAAAGAAGGUAGUGCGAUUUGGACAUUUGGCUUCUGCAACAGUGAGCAAGCAAAAAAUGGCGCAACAUGUUAGGUCCCACCUCCACCUCCACCCCCACUCUCAUCCGGCAUCAACAUUCUUCUUGACAAGCACAACUCCAUCAACUCAGUCAACUUCUCUCUCUCCGUGCUGUUUCACCUUCCCAUUCUUAUCAUCUCCAUCAUCGAUUUCCAUCUCACGUUCGCGUUCAUCUCCCUCGUCGAUUCCGUUAAGGCACGAGGAAGGACGGUUACAGGAUGACGUUCCUGUUUCGUCUCUUCAUCUUCAACCAAUCGGCAGCGAGGACCACUUCGAUCGAGUUGUAGCGGAGGCUCAACAUCAACAACACGUUCUCCUUAUUGUUUGGAUGGCAAGUUGGUGCAGAAAAUGUAUAUAUCUAAAACCGAAAUUAGAAAAGUUGGCGGUAGACUAUUAUCCAAGAUUGCAAUUCUACAGUGUAGAUGUAAAUGCAGUUUCACACAAACUUGUUGCUCAUGCUGGUGUGACUAAAAUGCCAACCAUACAACUAUGGAAAGAUAGCAAGAAACAAGCUGAAGUCGUUGGUGGAAAUAAAGCAUAUUUGGUAAUAAAUGAGGUUCGGGAGAUGAUUGAGAAUGAGUGCACUGUCUGAGUUUUUAGCGCAACUGACAUUUUGAGAUUUUUUUAUACCAGUUAAUAAUGGUUUUAAGUAAUUUUUCACCAGUCAAAUGUAUAUGAUUUUUUCAUGGUCCAAGGUUAUUAAAUGUUAAUGUAAAACUAUUUUCAUAAUCCAAGUUUUUCCAAUGUUAA